AUGUCACAGGAGCAUGACAAUAAACGGGCGGUGCUGGUAUUACAGAAUGAUCCAGCCUAUAGCCAGCGCCGAGCCUUCACCAGUGAAGACGAGGCAUGGAAGUCUUUCCUGGAGAACCCUCUUACAGCUGCUACCAAAGCCAUGAUGAGCAUCAAUGGAGAUGAGGACAGUGCAGCAGCUCUGGGCCUGCUUUAUGACUAUUACAAGGUGCCACGGGAGAAGAGGACAAUAUCCCAGCCAAAGGCAGACAUCCUAGGCUCUGAUGUGGAUCCCAACAAAAGAAACCUGAUGACUCAGCUCCCAGAGACCUCAAUGCCAUCAGCUGAGAGCAGAUUUCAGGUGCUUAAGGGGGUCCCGCUAAACAUCGUGCUUCCUGGGAACCAGAUGGCACAGGACAAGAGAGCACUCUUCCCCUCACCCGACACCACGGUCACCGUGUCCAUCGCUGCCAUGCCCAAUUUCCCUGUAAAGACUGAGGGGCCUUCACAUGCUUUCUCUGUCACUGUGCCCAACCCGCACUGCUCAGAGUCUGAGGGCCACGCAGCAGCAUUUCAGCUCGUCCAUAACCAGUUCAGCCCCAACACACAGCCCCGGACGCCCGACUCUACAUUUCCAGAGACCUUCAAAGAUGGGGGUCCGGAGGUGUUCGCGUUCCCAGGGGAUCUUCAGUUACGAAUGGCCUCCAUUGCUCAAGAGGAAUAUGACCCCUACGAGACUGUGUCGGGCAAUAACUUUGAAUACACACUGGAAGCCUCAAAGUCCCUCCGACAGAAAUCAGGUGAUGGCACAAUGACAUACCUCAAUAAGGGCCAGUUUUACCCCAUCACUCUAAAGGAAACAAACAACAGCAAAGUCCUUCAUCACCCUAUAUGCAAAGUCAGGAGCGUAGUGAUGGUCGUGUUUGGCGAGGAGAAAUGCAGAGAUGACCAGCUCAAACAUUGGAAGUACUGGCACUCCAGACAGCACACGGCCAAGCAAAGAUGCAUCGACAUCGCUGACUACAAAGAAAGCUUCAAUACCAUCAGCAACAUCGAGGAGAUCUCCUACAAUGCUAUUUCCUUUACAUGGGACAUCAAUGAGGAGGCAAAGAUCUUCAUUUCAGUCAACUGCUUGAGCACAGACUUUUCAUCUCAGAAGGGAGUGAAGGGUCUCCCACUCAACCUGCAAAUCGACACAUACAGCUACAACAACCGCAGCAACAAACCCAUCCACCGUGCCUACUGCCAGAUCAAGGUGUUCUGCGACAAGGGUGCAGAGCGCAAGAUCCGCGAUGAGGAACGCAAGCAGUCCCGCAGGAAGGUAGAUGUAGACGUCAAGGUGCCUCUUUUGCACAAGCGCAGCGAUAUCACCGUGUUUAAGAUGAUGACAGACCUAGACACGCAGCCUGUCCUUUUCAUCCCAGACAUCCACUUCUCCAACUUCCAACGUCAUGGGUUCUCUACUGAGGAUGGAGAGGAUGGCUCAGGAAUGAAGAGAUUACCCUACACAGAAGAUGAGUUUGGAUCUCCUCCCAAUAAGGUGGCCAGAGUGGACGAACCAAAAAGAAUUUUGCUGUAUGUGCGGCGGGAGAGUGAAGAGGUAUUUGAUGCCCUCAUGUUGAAGACACCAACACUAAAAGGACUGGUAGAAGCGAUUUCAGAGAAGUAUGAAGUUCCUCUUGACAAACUGGGGAAGGUCUACAAGAAAUGCAAAAAAGGGAUCUUGGUGAACAUGGACGAUAACAUUAUCAUGCAUUAUUCUAACGAGGACACCUUUCAGAUUCAGAUGGAAGAGAUGGGAGGAAUGGUAAAAUUGACCCUCACUGAGAUCUAA
Trichomycterus rosablanca is the source of this 1812-nucleotide messenger RNA. RefSeq names its product grainyhead-like transcription factor 1 (gene grhl1). The transcript is spliced from 15 exons. The record is from RefSeq and is a predicted model, not a curated record. The coding region runs from base 1 to 1812 and encodes 603 amino acids. Gene Ontology annotation, biological process: regulation of transcription by RNA polymerase II. Gene Ontology annotation, molecular function: RNA polymerase II cis-regulatory region sequence-specific DNA binding; DNA-binding transcription activator activity, RNA polymerase II-specific. Gene Ontology annotation, cellular component: nucleus. Lineage: Eukaryota; Metazoa; Chordata; Actinopteri; Siluriformes; Trichomycteridae.